This is a messenger RNA of Yamadazyma jaroonii, 1536 nucleotides long. The record is from the annotation of a GenBank genome assembly. Lineage: Eukaryota; Fungi; Ascomycota; Pichiomycetes; Serinales; Debaryomycetaceae.
AUGACUACUGGAGACGAGUACCAAUUAGAACAUUUGAUUUCUAAAAGAGCAGAUGCUAGAGAAAAAAUCCAUUUCACUACUGUGGAUUUAACCAAACAACCAAAAGAUUUUAAACCCCAUGAUAAACCCUUACAUUUAAGUUGGGGAACACCUAAUGAUGGAUUUUUCCCUGUCAAUUCUAUUUCUGUUGAAAUCCAAGAUUCUCCUUUUGAAAGUUCUUUGAACUUCCAUCAUACUAAUAAUUCUUUAGAACAAUUACCUAAAGAUUUGAAAAAAUUGGAUUUAAGUCUUGAAAAAGAUAAGAAAUCAGUUAAUAUUGUUAAAAGAGGUGAAGACAAAAGUUUGAUUGAUAUCAGACAAGGAUUUCAAUAUUCGAUGCAUUCAGGAAUGGAUCAAUUGAAUCAAUUUUGUAAAGAUUUCAUUGAAAGAGUCCAUAAACCUGGUUAUAAUGAAUGGACAACUACUUUAUCUACUGGAGCUGGAGAUGGGAUUUUGAAAACCAUGGAUGCAAUUUUAAAUCCAGGAGAUGUAGUAUUAAUGGAAGAAUUCACUUUUGUGCCAAGUUUGAUGAUGAUUAGAGAAUGUGGAGCUACUGGGGUUCCAAUCAAAUUAAGUGUUAAUUCUCAUAGUGAAGGGAUUGAUUUAGACUAUUUAACCAAUUUAUUAGAGAAUUGGGAAACUUUAAAACCUGGUAUGAAUAAGCCAAAAGCUUUAUAUACUAUUCCAACCGGUCAAAAUCCAACUGGAUUAACUCAAUCAGUUGAGUUCCGUAAAAAAGUUUAUGCUUUAGCAGAAAAAUAUGAUUUUAUUAUUAUUGAAGAUGAUCCUUAUGGAUACUUAACUUUACCACCAUUCAAAAAACCUGAUGGAGUAGUUAAAUUAGAUGAAUUUAUCACUGUUGAAGAAUAUUUGAAAGAUCAUGUAACUCCAUCUUAUUUAACCAUUGAUACUAAAGGAAGAGUGUUAAGAAUUGAAACUUUUUCAAAAUUAUUUGCUCCAGGGUUAAGAAUUGGAUUUAUUGUUGGACACAAAAGACUUAUUGAUGUUAUCUUAAGAUAUGCUGCUGUGGUAACUAAAUUCCCUUCAGGUGUAGCUCAAACAUUAUUACAAAAUGUGUUAUACCAAAAAUUUGGAGGUGUUGAUGGAUGGAUUGAAUGGAUUUUAAAAAUGAGAGCUGUUUAUAUCCAUAAAAGAAACUUAUUGAUCAAUGAGUUGGUUAAAUCCACUAUCUAUGAAAAGGGAUUGAUCGAUAUCAUUGAUCCAAAAGCUGGUAUGUUCAUUUCUGUAGUUUUGAAAUUCCCUGAAGGAACUGAUGUUCAAGAAAAAAUCGAUUUAUUGAAUUUUAAAUUUGCAUCUUUUGGUGUUGGAGUUGUUCCAGGAUUAAAUAUGGCUGUUGAUAAAAAAUUCAGUAUUGAAAGGGGUUCAUUCUUCAGAUUAACUUUUGCACCAUUGAAUAAUGAUGAAGAAGUGGUUGAAGCAUCUAAAAGAUUCGUUGAUGCUGUAGAAGAUUUCUUUGCCAAAGGAUUAGAAUAUUAA